Molecule: messenger RNA, 7518 nt
Organism: Sabethes cyaneus
Lineage: Eukaryota; Metazoa; Arthropoda; Insecta; Diptera; Culicidae
Gene: Dg
Exons: 13
Coding region: 1546-4524 (992 amino acids)
Biological process (GO): axon guidance; muscle attachment; nerve development
Cellular component (GO): dystrophin-associated glycoprotein complex; sarcolemma; dystroglycan complex
Molecular function (GO): calcium ion binding; laminin binding
Source: RefSeq, a predicted model, not a curated record
UCGGUUUGUGCGGUUUUAGCCUUCUGCGGGUGUGUAUUCUAGCACUAGAAUAUAGUAGUGUCUCCUCGCCUAUAUGUAUGAGUAGACCGGUUUUUUCCUCUGUGCAGCAGCAGCAGGCCUGUGUGAUUCCGUUUUUUGCGCAACCUGAGAUUCCUAACGGGAGUGCGUUUUCGGGAUAGCCCUCGCAUAAUCGUCUCUGUAGGCAAGCAGUUCUAUCCAGUUUUAUUGUGCUUCAAGUCGGUUUUGCAUUCGGACCGGUUUCACGGGCGUUCAUUGCUGGGGAGGUGUGUUCCGUGUCAGUGUAUUGGAAAAGGUGUGGGUGUGCGUACAUACAGUUUGCUCCGAAGGGAGCGCAGAUUCGCGGAAACAGGAUUCUUCUCAUCCUGUCUGUUUGUGAUUGCCCCAGCAGCCGAUGGAUUCUUUUCAACCGGAGUGUGCACACAGGGAAGUGUUCCGGUGAGAAAGCAAAGGUGGAUUCGGAAUGAGUCAGAACCCCAAGGUGUGAUGCUAACGAAGAAUCUUGCAAAUUGUUUUCAUAUGAGCAUGUGAAUUACAGAAACAGCUGAAGUGAAUGUGUCGAAGUUAGUUGUAAUUCAACUUUUACAAUCGAAAGCAACGAAAACACGUGCUGACGUAAUAAUUACUCAGUUUGUUUUGAGACCUCGUGAGUGAAACGAAUAUUUAUCACAGUUUGUGAUAUUGUACCACACUAGCCGACGAAGACAGCUGCCUGCAUUUUGGAUUAAUUUCCGACGUACGCUUCUGAUUCCAGCCGCGGAAUUAUUAUUUACGAAGAGUUGUGAAUCGAACGAGUCCAUCCAAAGCUGCCAAACGACAGGAGGUAUAUAUCCGUGCAAAAGCAACAGAGAAGCAGAAACAGAGAAUAAAAGAAAUCAUCACCAUCACCAUCAUCAUGACGGUCAGCUAAGAAACAACGAACGCGGUCCUCGACUCCCGGCAGGUUAUCAACAAUCAGUCAGAGUCCCGGUGACAUGCAGCAUCAAGUGAUAACUUGACAGAUUUCAUUCCGCACCGAGCUGUAGCCUGUAGCCAACCAAAGAAUCAUUAAGUUUCACUGUUUCUUCUACCGCUGCGCUGUGAGCAUAUCUUGGACAUAUUAUCUAAUCAAAGUAGAGCAACCGUGUGCGUACGACAGGCACGGAAUCCCUUCCGUCUUCAACGAGAAGCCACACCGAACAACACGUGUACUGUGUGUGGUGUGUAGUGCGUAGUACAACGAAAGCUUCCAGCAGUGAGUGAGAAAAAAUGAAAUCCUCUACCGUGCCGCAAAUGUUACCGCGUCAGUAACAGCAGUGUAAAGUGAAUUUUAUAGAUUGGCCGGGGGAAGCCAAUCAAAUUUUUUUGUAGUUCGAAGUGUGGGGUUAAGGUGUGAUUUAGUUUUGCACCGUACGUGUGGAAAUUUUAGCACCAAUUAAGUUUGGUCGUUAACACGGGGGGAAAUUCAAUUCCAAUUUUGUGAGCAUAUUUGUGAUACCUACCUGGUUAGUAGGUGUAAACGACAACGUUCAACAACAACCAGCAACAAUGAAUUUACGACAUCAGGAAACGUUUUGUAUCGCACUUUUACUAUGCGCCAUCAGUAUUACCUUAGGUCAGGACUUCCAGUUUGCCAACGAGAAGGAGGAUGAAGUGCAGCCAAUGCUAGCGGAACCACUGGACGUGGUUAGGAAAGCUCCACAACCAAUCAAAUCAAUCUAUUCGAAGGAAAAGGCACAAUGCUCAGCAACCCAGAGCAGAAUCAUCCUGUCGCUGGUACUACGGUCACACAGCUGGGAUGAAGUGAAUGAGAAAAAACGGCAGAAAGCAGUCAACAAACUGUCCAAGUUCUUCCUGAUACCUAAAGAAAACUUUAUAAUUGAUGAUGUCACCCGAUCAGAGAUCCAUCAAAUGACGAAAAAUGCUAUUCGACACGGUCAAAUCCAUGUCAAUAAUGGGAAGCGGAAGCUGGGCAGAAUUGGAUUUUUGAUUGGAUGCGGAAAGACGAUUUUCCCCAGCGAAAAACUCAUCGCCAACACUAUCGCGCAACAGAUGAAGGAAAAGGCUUUGGAUGAUAUUUCUGGGCUGGACUUUGGCUGGUGGUCAAUCUGGGCAAAACAUGCGGAAGAAAGCCACCAACGGCAAAAGCUGCACUUACGCAGAUUAAAGCGUCAGACGAAUGGUGACGAUUACGAGAACGAUGACGAUGAGUAUGAUUACAACUAUGAAGAUGAGGAUGAAGCUGAGCCUACCGAAACCCCUCAGCAUGCCCACCGGCAUCAUCACGGUGACGGUUCGGACACAACACCAUCGACCGUGAGUAACGUUCCGUUAGCGGGCAGCGGUGAAAAGCGAGAACCCAAGGAGGAUACGUACGAAGACAACUACGACGACGAGUACGACGAUGAGCUGGAAGAGGAAACGACUACCAGCGCUGUUCCGACCGGAGGUCGACCGGCUAUCAGCAUCGAUCCUGCGGUGGUUCCUGUCACGACUGAGUCCACAACCCCGGAACCGACAACGACACCCCAACCGACAACCAUUCCGUCCACCAGUUCAACGACAACGAUCACCACAGAAGCCUCAACCGUUACGACGACGACAACGACGACAACUACGGUCGCACCAACGACGACGGCUAGCACUACCACGGUAGCCACCACAACCGAACUGGACGAACCUACCAAUCUGCAUCCAAUCAUCAAGAACCGCAUCCCGAAGAUGGCAAUCAUCGCCGGUAAGGUAUUCAGCCUGCCGGUUCCGCUCGAUACCUUCCAGGACAACGAAGACGGCAAUAACCUCCGGCUGGAUCUGUCCGACGCGCACGGUCACCCGUUGAAAAACAACUCCUGGAUUCAGUUCAAUGUGGAAACGCGCGAAAUCUACGGUCUUCCACUGGAGAAGGAUGUCUCCAAGUGGCACUACAUCCUGCAAGCCACCGAUUCCGGUGACCUAUCGGUGAACGAAACUGUCGACAUCUCCGUCCAGCAACACAAAUCACAUCGCAGCGUAAAUCACGAGAUCAGUCUAGCCUUGCGUCUGCAACGAAAGUUCCCCCGGAACGUUGACUGGCAAAUCGAGGUUAUUCGUGGUAUCGCCAAAGUACUGGGAGACGUUUCGUUGACCAACAUCGUCGUUCGUGAAGUAAGAAACAGCAUUCAAGAUCCGAAUCUGGCAACGUUUGUCUACACAAACGACACACUGCCGAAAGAUCGCUGCCCAGAGGAAAAACUAGACGAGCUGGUCGCCCAGCUAACGGAGAAAGCACUGAACGAUGCUCUCAAUCCGGACAUUUUGGUGAAAUCCGUUCAAGGCCAACAGAUCGGUCAGUGUCUAAAGUCACUGAUACCGAAGGUAAAGCCAACGCCAAUCAUUGCCACCAAAAACUUCGCUCCGGUAACCAGAAACCAGGUGGAUCGAGUGAACGCCACUGUUGGGCAUCUACUUGUCUACAAAGUUCCUGCUGAUACUUUCUACGACCCCGAGGAUGGCAAUGAUCUCAAGCUGAAAUUGUUAACUACAGAACGCAAUCCACUCGAUCAGUACCACUGGCUACAGUUCGAUUCUAAAAAUCACGAGUUUUUCGGUAUUCCCCGCAGUCACGAUGUUGGACAGAAAGAGUAUUUGCUGAUGGCUGAAGAUCGCGAAGGUCUAACGGCAACGGAUGCUCUGGUUGUGGUCGUUCAUCAGGCUCACUAUAAGCGCGAUUACAGCGUUCUGUUCGAGCUAACCCUGGACACAACGCACGAGCAGUUCAGCAUUGCUCAAGCUCAGCGCCGUUUCAUCGAACGACUCGCUCAGGUAUUCGGUGACGCGAACACCAACUACAUCCAGAUACGAAACAUUCGCACCAUCCACCACACCGGCCAGGUUCAAGUGACCUUCUUCAAUACCACCCUGUACCGACAGCAUCAACGCUGUCCGGACGAGGAAAUCGAAGCCUUGCGGAAUAUCCUACUUUACCCGGAUGGAACCAUCCGCGCGAAAGUGCGCGAAAUUCUCGGCCAGGAGUUUAGCCUUCAGAAUGUUAGUCUGAUUCCGGUUGGUACCUGUCAGGGCUACGACACUCCCAUACACGCAACGAAUGAACCGGAGAAAGCCCUUCCACCUCCGAUCGCUAAGGACGACUAUCUGCUAACUUUCGUCCUCCCGGCUGUGAUAAUCCUAGCGAUGCUGCUCAUCGCGUCCAUAAUCGCCUGCGUUCUGUACCGGCGACGGCUCACCGGCAAGAUGGAACUUGGUACCGAUGAGGAACGCAAGUCGUUCCGCUCCAAGGGCAUUCCGGUGAUCUUCCAGGACGAGCUGGACGAGAAGCCGGAGAUCGGCAACAAGUCACCGGUGAUACUGAAGGACGAAAAACCCCCGCUACUGCCGCCGUCCUACAGCAGUACCAAUAACGAUGGCGAGAACGAAGACCUCGACGAGUACGUGCCACCGCCGGCCGUCGUAGUUGGAGGCCGCGAAUCACGUGGCAAAUCGCCGGUGACCCCAUCCUACCGGAGGCCACCACCGUACGUGUCGCCUUAGAAGAGAGCCCAUCGUAGUGCCACCACCGCUGCCACCGCCGUCAACGCUGCUGGCAUUAACCACAGCAACAGCAACGGCAACAGCAGCAGCAGCAUCGUCGUCAACACCGACAACCGCAGCAACCACGUCGGCGGCAACCGCUGCCGAUAGAUUAUUUCGAGCGUUGGCUGUUUGUAACUACGACGGCAGAGCACUACGACCGACUAAUCGAUUAAUGUCUUAAUCCGGAAGCAGCUAGAACGUUACUAAUUAAAACAUUAUUGAACGCGAACGGAAACAGUAAGUGGCCCUCAGGAGCAGAAACAAUUCUCGUACUUUUACCUCUGUGUCGGGGAACGAGAAACGUCUUUCGAAAAGGAUGUGUGGUUUUUUGUAGUCAGCUUACGAGAAAUUUGAUAUUUUUGUAAAAAGUAGAAAGCAGGGAGCAAGCCACCAGUUAAUGUAUCAAGGAGGAAUGGAAUCAAUUUGUAGUCAUCUAAUGCUAAGUUAUGAAAGGAUAAUUCACAGUCAGCCAGCUGCUGACAGACAGCUGACAAACAUGAGUACAUGAGUUAGGAUAAGUUCUACAACUUUUGAUUUUUUGGUUUCAAGCUUAAGAGAUCGCAAUAAUUUCAUUUUAUUGGUAAAUAGUCUUUUACUCUCGCGUUUUCCAUUUCUACCAAAGUAGGAAAUGUGACACGAGAGAAACGCACAAUUUGAACACAAACGUAUGAAAGUGAAUUAAUUUUUUCUUCUAUAGAAGUUUCGAACCGCAAAGAGCUUAACGAUUCUUUUGAUCGAUUGAUCGGCACAAUCGAUACGAUAUUAAAUCUAUAGAUCUUAAUUGUGUAUCCCUUCAGCGUAAAAUAUAUCGUACUUUUCCCAAUUAAAUGUACACGCAUUCAAGGACGCGUACGCUUUUAUGUCCGCUCUCUGAUCUGCGAGAAGAGCUGUAAUUUUAUAAAUUACAGAAUAAAGCAAACACGAAUAAUACAAACUAUAAUCUGACUUUGGAAAAAGUAUUCUUUUGUAGCACACACAAAAAAAACGGAAAAAAGGGAUGUGACAAACGCCAGCAAAAGGCUCGAUUGUGUUUAGGCGUAUCGUAAGCAUUAUGACUUUCCGAAACAAUCAGGGUACAAGGAAAAAAAUCUAGCUCGAAUGUUGAAUUUCGUUUAAAUUAGUCACCUAAAUGCUCAUUCUUUCUCGAACAGCGUCACCCUCAUGGCUUUUUUUACUUUGUUUUAGUUUUCAACAAAAAAAGGGUUUUGAGGUUUUUUUUCGUGUAAAAAUUUCGAGCUGGCAUACUAAUUGUGAAACUUCGGAGUUUAUUCGAGAAAAAUAGUUAUAAACUCAUUUUUAGCACCCACGACUGCCGGUGAUUUAGUAUGAUCUCACCUUCUUUCGUUACGAACAAAAUGUUUCGAGACAAAAAUCCGCUUCAAAUGUCCUGUGCAUGUACUUUAAUAGUUUUGAGAAACUCGCAAACAUGAAUACAAACAAACUGCCAUAUUAUCGAGAUAGUAGAGAACAAAACACACACAAAAUAGAGAGAGAGAGAGAAAGAGAUGUAGUAAACAAGAACGACUUAAUAUAUAUUUUUGCAAUGUUUGCAUUUAUUUCUCAUAAACUCCCGCCAACCUCGCCAAGCCGGGAAGGUAACAAAUUGUACAUCCGUUGAACAAAAAACAAACCGCCGUAGAGCAAUGAACUAGCGAAAGCAAAACUGUGUCCCUAGGACAAGGCCAAACUGACCAGAGUAGUGUAGCGUAUGCAGGGUAGGAUUGGUUUGCUCAAACGAAAAGCAAAAGAAAAAAUGUGAAGUUUAACCGUCAUCCAGAAAUACAACGAUUUUCCUGCUGACAAUUCAAAGAAGAAAAAAAAAAGAACAAGUUAGGAAACAAUUAAAGCAAUUUGCCGACGUCAUUUCGUGGACAAGCGCAAAACGAAGUCGGAAUCCAUUGAAAAAGAUUUGCUCGAGUAUAUUAUACUUUGCCGAAAAAAACUACUUUCCUUGUGUAUAUUUUAUCCAGCUAGACAUAUAUGUAGGAUGGUAAAACUAAUUUUAUUGCAGCUAUUUAAGUGUACUGCGUAUCUAUUCUUCUUUUUUUCUCUCUAGCUGUUAGUAAGUCACCUUUAGAGGCGCAAGGCAUAACAUAAUCUGCAUAAUUAUAAACUAAUCGAAUCGUAUACCCACUGGGGAAUUCUUUUCCCUGGAAUUUUCUGUUUGGUUUGAAAAAAAAAGAAACGGAACGAGCUGUAUAGUAAUUGUUUUUCAUUACCCGUUUAUGCAACUAAUCAGAGAACAAGAAAAAACUUAAGCAAAAAUGAACGUACUUUAACGUAUAUAUCGCGCGAUAAUCGUCGGAACAAGAAAAAAGCUGUUUUAGCUUCUUUACCCCACUUUGUACAACCUUUUCAACCCUGAAACAGAAAUCCCCGAUCAACCUUAGACCCGUACUACUGCGCUACGGAACUUACAAACCCGAAACUCCGUGGACUGAAAAACGCAAAACACUCAUUCACACACUUACUACCGAAGCUGUAAAACGUUUGUCUAAUCAACCGAUAUGUCUAAAAACGUAGUAUGAAAUAAAUAAAACAAAUAAUUAGAAAGAAAAAAAUACACACACACUAAUAGAUAUACUCACGCACUGAUAGAGCAAAUUUACAAAGCAAAACGAAAAUAAAUAGAAAAGUGAAGUAAAAAAGGGCAGCCACACUACUACUAAAGUACUAAGUAGUAGCGGUAAAACUCUGGUAAGAUUUUCCCCUCUAAAACGAUGGGAGCAAAGCGUGUAAAAAGAAAUGAAAAACACAACAAAGAAAAGAAAGGCAAAAAAAAAAACAAACGAGAGCGAACGAAACUGAUGGGUGGUAGUUUGACUCCUCGGCGAGCGAUGUCAAGAGAUGCGGCGCUUUUUGCAUGCGCGCCUGCAACCUAUAUAAGUUUACACACAGAGAAUGAUAACAGAAACACGAUAACCAAAUUGUACAUUUUUUAAUAAAAAAAAA